AAAACAAAUGCCGCCAUGCCCAUCGUGCUGCCCGCAGACAGAGAGGCGCAGCACGAGACGGCACCCCAGCCAGCCAAGAAUCUCCCCUUGUGUAGGCAGGGCUCCCCAUUUCAGCUCCCGUCACUUCACUGCCAGCCAGUACAGUCCACGAGCACCACGUGCCAUCGCCCAGCAUACCGAGGCGGCGAUAAGCCCAUGGCCAUGGAGAAGGCCGCCUCCUUCCUCUCCUCCCUCAUCGGCGGCGGGGGCGGGGAGCCGGCGGCGACGGUGAAGUCCAUCCUCAUAUACCCCAUCAAGUCCUGCCGGGGCAUCGCCGUGCCCCAGGCCCCCAUCGCCUCCACUGGGUUCCUGUGGGAUCGGCAGUGGGUGGUGGUGAACGCCAAGGGGCGAGCCUACACCCAGCGGGUGGAGCCCAAGCUCGCGCUCGUCCAGGUGGACAUGCCGCCGGAGGCCUUCGCCGAGGGCUGGCACCCCACGGCCGACGACCACAUGGUUAUCACAGCACCCGGAAUGGACCCUUUGAAGAUCCCUCUUGCUGCAGAAUGCGCAACAAUUGAUGAUGUCUCUGUGUGGGAGUGGUCUGGCUCUGCGUAUGACGAAGGAGCUGAAGCAGCCGAAUGGUUCUCCACUUACUUUGAGAAGCCAAGUCAACUAGUGCGCUUCAAAGAAGCAUCAGAAACUAGAUCGUGUUUUCAAGAUUAUUCCCCAGGUUACAAGAUCAUGUUUUCAGAUUGCUUCCCGUUUCUGAUAGCCUCUCAGGGCUCACUGGAUGCACUAAAUGAGAUUCUUAAAGAACCUGUACCAAUGAACCGCUUCAGACCAAAUAUUUUAGUGGAUGGAUGCCACCCAUACUCAGAGGACCUGUGGAAAACCAUAAAGAUAAACAACCUAACAUUUGAAGGUGUGAAGUUGUGCAACCGUUGCAAGGUGCCAAACAUUAAUCUGUACAAUGGAAUACAUGGCCCUGAACCAACUGAAACUCUACUGACAUUUCGGUCCGACCAAGUGCUACGUCCAAGCUUAAAUACACGGCAGGUGUACUUUGGUCAGAAUUUAGUCUGCAAGGAAUCUCUAUCAGGAAAGGGCAAAGGAAAGAUCAUCAAGGUUGGCGAUCCAGUUUAUGUUCUGCAGGCAUUCGCUUCUGCUAAUGAAGCCCCAGCCUGAAUCAGGGCUUUUCAGGUUUCCCAUGUGCAAGGGACUAUAGUGGCCUACAAAUCGAGGUAUCAAUAAAACAUGAUAAAUGCAUUUGUCAUGUGCACUGUGCCUCAGAUUAAAAAAAAGUCAGCAAGCUGUUAAGACUGUUGAAUGAUGCAAUAAAACAUUUCCCAUUGCACAACUCA
Setaria italica (foxtail millet) is the source of this 1340-nucleotide messenger RNA. RefSeq names its product mitochondrial amidoxime reducing component 2-like. Gene Ontology annotation, molecular function: pyridoxal phosphate binding; molybdenum ion binding; catalytic activity. NCBI's taxonomy places the organism in Eukaryota, Viridiplantae, Streptophyta, Magnoliopsida, Poales, Poaceae. The record is from RefSeq and is a predicted model, not a curated record.